AUGGCUGCUCCACUUAAUCUAGAAGAAGGUCAGUCUUCAACAAGACCUCCUCGUUUCAAUGGACAUUUCUACAGUUGGUGGAAAGUUAGAAUGCAUGAUUUCCUCAUGGCUGAAGAUAGUGAGUUAUGGGAUAUUGUACUUGAUGGACCGUUUAUUCCAAUGAUAGAUGAAAAGAAUGGAGAGAAAACGUGUCUUGUUCCAAAGCCUAGACAGAAAUACGAUGAAGCUGAUAGAAAAAAGAUAGAAAAGGGCUACAAGACAGCUCAUGAAGGAACUGAACAAGUCAAAGAAUCAAAGAUUGAUAUGCUUACCUCACGGUAUGAAAACUUCAAAAUGAAGGAAGGAGAAACCAUUCAUGGGAUGUUCACAAAAUUGUCCGCCAUUACUAAUGAGCUGAGAAGUCUUGGUGAACCUAUCAGCAUGAGCAAACAAGUCAGAAAAGUGCUUCGAAUUCUUCCAAAAUCAUGGGAAAGCAAGGUUGAUGCCAUCACAGAAGCUAAAGAUUUGAAGGUUCUGACAAUGGAUGCUCUCAUUGGAAAUCUGAAGACACAUGAGAUGAAUCGAAAUCAUGAUUUAUCAAAGAAGGAAGUCAAAAAGGAUAAGUCAUUAAUGCUGAAGUACAAAUCAGAUGAAGAUUUCAGUGAUGAUGAUAUGUGUGGUAAAGCUGGACACUUUAUUAGAGAGUGUUCUCUGCUCAAAAUUGAAAACAAGGAACAUCAAAAACCAAGAAGUGACAAAGAGAAGAGAAGGGACCUGGUACUCGGUAAGAGUGAUCGAAAGGUUGCUGCUGACUAUGUGGUCAAAAAGGCGCUUGCUACAUGGGGUGACUCUUCAAGUGAUUCUGAAGAUCGUGAUGAACCAAAUGAUGUGUCUAUGGUGGCUGUGCAUGAAGAGGAAACCAUUUUCAAUGAAAUAGACAUCAUGAAUGCUGAACUUGACAGUUUAACAGAAAACAAAGUUAAAUUGGAGGAGAAAAUGUCAAAAAUGGUGUCUCUAAAGUUUGAUAACACUGAACUUAAAAACCAGUUGAAUCAGAUAACUGAAGAAGCUGAAAAGCUAAAUGGAAUGUCAAAUGGUUUACAAGUUGAAAUUCAAGAAAAAUUGAAAAGCUCUGGAAAAAAUCUGGGAUUGUCCUUGGAGAAGAGAAACAAAUUAGAAAAGGAUAUUGUCAAACUUAAGGAAGAACUUGAAAACUCUCUUAAGUGGACAAAAUCCUCUAAAUUGUUGUUAAAUGCAACAAACCAGAGUAAUUUCAAUAAGAAAGGACUAGGAAGUUUGAAUAUCACUCCUCCUUUUAAUCAUCACAGUAAGUAUGUGUUUGUGUCUGACAAUCUGCUUUGUCUUCAUUGUGGUAAAAAUGGGCACUUAAAGGGAGAGUGUGCUGGCUGGAGAAACUCCCAAGAAAGACUCUCUAAUUAUGCUGAAAGGCAAAACUUAUGA
Solanum pennellii is the source of this 1440-nucleotide messenger RNA. RefSeq lists its product as uncharacterized. The coding region runs from base 1 to 1440 and encodes 479 amino acids. The transcript is spliced from 4 exons. NCBI's taxonomy places the organism in Eukaryota, Viridiplantae, Streptophyta, Magnoliopsida, Solanales, Solanaceae. The record is from RefSeq and is a predicted model, not a curated record. Gene Ontology annotation, molecular function: nucleic acid binding; zinc ion binding.